AGCCAUGACUGGGGGAAGGAUUGAGCACUGAGAGGAACCAACCUGCAGCCGAGUGUGUGUGUGUGUGUGCGUGUGUGUGUGUUUGUGUGUGAGAAGCAUCAACCUGCAGCUGAGUGUGUGUGAAGCAGCACUGACAGACACACACGAUGCUGCAGAAUGGCGCACCGAGUCUCCUGCAGUGUUUGUGUGCAGGAUUAGCCGCUACUUAACUGUGUGUGUGAGAGAGAGAGAGAGAGAGAGAGAGUGAGAGUGAGUAUGUGUGUGUGCAGAGCCUCCAGCCGCGUCAGGUGGAUGCAGUGAUCCAGGUCGCCCCUAUGGAUCGCGUCCAUGGAUGAUUUCAAACCCGCUUUGGACACCAGUUUGAGUCCCAGGGUGUGUGUCUCCUCAGCGGAAGAGGAUGUGUUCCGCUGGCCGGAGGAUGGAGGCGGCGCGGUGCCGGACGCGGUGCCGGACGCGGCACCGGGAUUCUGGAGGGCCGUGUUCGACUAUGAAGCCGCUGCGGAGGACGAGCUCAGCCUGCGGAGGGGCGACCUGGUGGAGGUGCUGUCCAAGGACUCGCUGGUGUCCGGGGAUGAGGGCUGGUGGACCGGCAUGAUCCUGGACCGGGUCGGCAUCUUCCCCUCCAACUAUGUGAGCCACGGAGACAUCCGGGACACCGGGGAGCAGCAGCAGUACCCGGUGCCCCCCCUGCACCUGCUGGAGAUAGAUUUCUCGGAGCUGACCCUGGAGGAAAUCAUUGGGGUGGGGGGCUUUGGGAAGGUGUACCGGGCGGUAUGGCAGGGGUCGGAGGUCGCAGUGAAGGCGGCGCGGCGGGACCCUGACGAGGACCCGGAUCAGACCCUGGAGAGCGUCCGGCAGGAGGCCAAGCUGUUCGCCAUGCUGAACCACCCCAACGUCAUGGGGCUGCUGGGGGUCUGUCUGCUGGAGCCCAACCUGUGUCUGGUGAUGGAGCUCGCCCGGGGGGGGCCCCUCAACCGCGCCUUGGCUGGGAAACGCAUCCCGCCCUGCACCCUGGUGGACUGGGCGGUGCAGAUCGCCCGCGGCAUCCUCUACCUGCACAGCCAGGCCAUCGUGCCCAUCAUCCACCGGGACCUCAAGUCCAGCAACAUCCUGAUCCUGGAGAGGGUGGAGAUGGAGGAUCUGAGCAACAAGACCCUGAAGAUCACGGACUUCGGUUUGGCUCGGGAGUGGCACCGCACCACCAAGAUGAGCGCCGCCGGCACCUACGCCUGGAUGGCCCCCGAGGUCAUCCGCUCCUCCACCUUCUCCAAGGGCAGCGACGUGUGGAGUUACGGCGUGUUGUUGUGGGAGCUGCUGACGGGAGAAGUUCCUUUCCGGGGGAUCGAUGGUCUGGCGGUGGCGUACGGAGUCGCCAUGAACAAGCUGGCUCUGCCCGUUCCCCUGACCUGUCCGGAGCCUUUUGCACGACUGAUGGAGGAGUGCUGGAGUCCGGACCCUCACUGCCGGCCUCACUUCACACUGAUCCUGGACCAGCUGACGGCCAUCGAGGAGUCUGGAUUCUUCGAGAUGCCGGCGGAGUCGUUCCACUCCCUGCAGGACGACUGGAAGCUGGAGAUCCAGGAGAUGUUCGACGAGCUGAGGACCAAGGAGAAGGAGCUGCGGUCGUGGGAGGAGGAGCUGACGCAGGCGGCGCUGCAGCAGAAGAACCAGCAGGAGGAGCUGAGGAGGCGCGAGCAGGAGCUGGCGGAGCGGGAGAUCCACAUCCUGGAGCGGGAGCUGAACAUCAUCAUCCACCAGCUGUACCAGGAGAAACCUCACGUGGAGAGCCGGCAGGGAAAGUUCAGACGCAACCGGCUGAAGCUGAAGGACGGGAACCGCAUCAGCCUGCCCUCAGAUUUCCAGCACAAGAUCACGGUGCAGGCGUCUCCGUCUCAUGACCAACGGAGGAGUUUACUGAGCAGCAGCUCCAGUCCCCCCAGCAGCCCCCCCCUGCUGCCGCGCCUCAGAGCCAUCCAGCUGACUCCUCGGGAGGGGUACUCGGCCUGGGGUCGCAGUGCAGGGGUCCAGCUGGAGGAAGAGGAGGGAGAGAGGAAGGGCUCCAGGAAGAAGGGCCGGUCCCAUAACUGUGGCCCCUACCGGGAGCACAGCGCCGACGCCAGUGUGAAGCCCCCCCACGAGGGCAGCAGGCAGCGGUCCUGCAGCGCCCCAAACCUGCGACGAUCCCCCCGACACAGCCCCGCCGUGCCCGGGGUCCCCAGCCUGCUGGAGAUGGAAAAUGAAGACAGCUGCUUCACCACUGAUCCAGCAGCGGCGGCUCCGGGUCAGUCCUACCUCUGCCUCCCCGUCCAGAAGGAGGGUCUCCCCGCUGCCUCUGAGGGGGAGACAGGGGAGGAGUCCUGCCCCAGCGCCCCCCCUCCCGGAGCCUCCCCUUGCAGGAGGAGCCCUGUGGGGGGGCGGCGCUCCGACCUGGUCCUGCUGGGCUGUGGAGCUCUGCUGGCGGCCGCGGGGCUCGGCUGCAACCUGCUCACUUUAUCCCAACCUGAGGAAAACGUAAAGUCCCGCUGGGAGGCAUUUUUCCACCGGGCGGGGGGGCAUCGGAGGAGCACCAGCCCCCAGACUCACAGACUCUUCCGGAAAGAGAGUCCUCUGAAGGCCCCCACGAUCCCCUCUUCUUACACCUUACUGUCUUUAUCCUCGGUGUCGGACUGUAACUCCACGCGUUCGCUGCUACGCUCCGACAGCGAGGAGAAGCUGGCCUGCCGCCCCCCCCGCCUCCCCCCUCAAUCAUCCCCCCAUUAUCGGCAUCAGCCCCACAUCAACCCGCUGGUCAACACACACCUGGAGAGCUUCAAGCGUCACCCCCGCCAGUCGCUGACCCCCACCCACAUCCCGUCAGCCCCCAGUGCCUCCCGCAGUCUGAGGAGGACGCCGUCAGACGGAGCCAUCAAGAAGAGCUGCCCCCCCCAGAGCCUGGAGCCCCUGCUGGAGAAGACCGCUUUAGAAAACACAGGAAUCUUCAGAGGUUUUAAAGAAGACUGUCCUGAGGUCCCCCGGCUCCCCGAUCCAAAUCUGGUUUUCCCCCCAACCCCCCGCCGCCGCUGUGCCCCCGAACGCCCCAAAACUCUAGACUUUGUGGCGCGACCCCGCCCCUCCCCGAGGAUCCGCUGCGACGUGUUCUGGGCGGACGGUCGGCCCCGAGGAAACGGACAAAACCUGGGCAACGGAGAGUCCCCCGCCCACACCUCCAGUACAGAAACUCCCCCCACUGUAGAGUUUGGGCGGGACCCCCCCGUGGUGCUGCCCACCCCCCUGGAGGCGCCCCGCAGGAAGGAGAACCUGCUGGACAAGCUGGACGAGGGGCAGUGCCGCGACGGGACGCUGCCUCUCUGCAGGCCCGAGACCGGACGAUCCAAAGACUCUCCGUACCGAUACAGACCCGGGUACUGGUCCUGAACCAGCCCCGGCUUCAGCUGUCGUUUUUACAACCCAGUUUAAAUACAACCACGCCCACUUAUGCAUAACGAAAGUGUCGGAAUCAGAAUCCCUUUAUUUGUCCCGCAACAGAUACAUUUGCGUUGUUAAAUCAGCAGAAUUAUAGUGCUGAUAGACUUACAUCUUGAAUAAAAGAGUGGGUCCCAGUUGUUAAUAAUAAAAAAACACAAUAAGUAAAAAACCAAGCAGAUAAGUACAGCAUGGUAGCUGCGUCAGAGCUCACCUUGAAUGUUUUAAUCCAGAUAAUCAUGAAUCUGACAUGGAGCAUCUUUUUAUAAGUAGAUGAAAAUAGUGCUUUUUAAAUAUGACCAAAGCUAGGCUGAUCCGAGGUGAUGUUAGUUGAGCUUUUUAAUAUUAAUUCACCAUGGAUUUAAGAAGAAUAAACGAGUAUAACAACACUUUAUCUAACAACAUAAGUACAGUAUAUAUUUGACUAUAUCUACUAGGCUUUUCCAAGAUCGCUGUGAUGUUUUGUUUUGCAGCUAAUGUAAUGUAAUGUUUUGAAGCAUGAUUUGCACUGACUGCAUAGGGGGAUGCUAAAGCUGCUAACGACUGUGAGUCUGCUUAGCUGCAGUCCGUCACUAAAUUUAGAAUUGAUCGGACCACAAAAAAUUAGUUAACUAGCGCUAUAGCAGCUAUCCCCAUUUACAGAACGACCCCAAAACAGCAGGUCGAGCUAAUGUUUCAAAAAAAACAGGUAACCUAAUACCUUCUCUUACUGAGGAUGUAGUAGACUACUAGUUUUUUCAAGGAUCAGGGGAGGUUCAAUCCCCACUGCAGUCAUCAUGUCGUUGUGUCCUUGGACAAGACACUUCACCCCAAAUUGCUCCUGUGGGGAUUUGAGUGAAUGUAAAAGCGUCUAACAAGUGACAUGUCAUUUAGUUUUCUAUAUUCUUCAGUACCACCUCAUAUCUUCAUAACUGUGAUCGUCGUUCAUAUUUUAAAAGUGGUAUUUUCCUAAAUCACAGAAAAAGUUGCUCUGUCGAAAUGUCUGCGUUGUGUGUGUGGAAGUAGCCGUGGUUUAAUCUUAACUGGGUUGGAAAAAUGACAGACAUGCCUGUCCCUUGUUGAUGGUGUGGGUGAAUGAAUACUGACAAAAUGAAUCUGUUCUAGCUUUAAUCCGUGCUUAAAGGAAGAAGACUCACUUUUCCUCCAUUAAAAGAUAUGGCCACUAACUACCUAAAUGUGAAUAUUUACCCUUUGCGACAUUUGUUGUUUUGCCAUUUUUGAUACGAAUCCUCAAAUGUGGCGUCUAAAAAAUGCACAGUUCCACAAAGCUUUACAUAACUUUUAUUAAACGUCAUGCUUUGAGUUGAAGAUUGUGCAUUUAAAGAAGUGCACUUUCGGAAAGCGUCAUGAAUGUAUGUCUUUUUCCAACUUCAGAAGGAAUUAGGUCUCUGAUUCUUUCUUUUAAUUUGUCAAAACGCAUCGUGUUCUUGUCGGUAUAAUUCACUCUCUUUUGAUCGCCUGUACACCGUGAUAUCCCAUUCCUCCAGACUUAAAGGGAGCGUUGUGUUUGUAACUGUAUUUAAAUGUCCGCCUCAUGAAUGAAUUGUUGAUCAAGAAAGAAUUGAGGGAUGUAAAGUGUGCAAGUUAACGGCUUACAGGUGAAGCAGGCCCUGGUGGCAUGUGUGUAUUUAUUAUUUAAUGUUAUUUAAGUUAUUUUUAUAAUGCAUUGUUUUUGCCUUGAUUUUUGACACUUGUUAUGAAUGCCACGUUUGACUUUAUAUAUGUAUUUGUCUGUUCCACGCUUUUAAAAUAAUUUUCAGGUUGUUGUUUUAAACAUCUUUCACAAGUAGUUUCGAUCCAACUUGAGAAUCAAAGCAGGCACGAUCAGCUGGGGAAUCUACGUUUGGGCAUUUCUUUUUAAAGUAAAAAUACAAAUCAUUCCCUUUUUCCAAUGUUGGGAAGAAGAUAAGGAAAACAUUUUCUGGGGGGAUAUGACCAACGUUUUUUUGUUGAGAAUUCUGUUUUCUUUAUCAAAAUGUCGACUUUUUCUCAAAAUGUUUUUUCUUAGAACUCUAAAUUCUGCCUUUUUUUUGUUUAUCUCUGAAUCCUCACUUCAGUCUCUGAUUUUCUGAUUCUUUUUUUUGUUUUAAAAAUAUAUUCACAUGUAGCCUGAACCUCUUCAGUAUAGUCUUAAUGGUUAGAAUUUGGUCGGUUUGGUUGGUUGUUGUCUUAACUGAUGAUAAACUGAUAUUUGGGGGGGGGCUUUGGACUCUUAACCUGGCAGAAAACAUAAUGAAAACGCAGCUUAAAGGUGGGGCAGAUUUUUUCCUACACAACUAGCGCACUCGAGCUGGUUUCUCCGAAAUUACAUACCCCACCUUUAAGUGACUGUAAGAAACUAAUUUAAAACUUUAAACACCCAACAUUCUCCAGCGUCUCAAUUAAGUAAAAUGUGCUGCUUUUCUUAAUCUUUUCUGAGAGUAAACUGAAUGUUUGAUUUGCAAAAAACUGCAAUUUGGUGACAACAAAUUGGGCUUUGGUGAAUUGUUAAAGUUUUUAAUUACAAGAAUGUAAUCAAUAACUCAAAAUAUAUGUUAUUUGCAUCCCAUAUACAUCAACACGUUUUUUUAAACUGAGCUAAAUGCAUGCAGACUGGUCGGUGCACAUUGAUUAUUUAAUGUCUCCGCUUUUAAUGGCGUUUGUAUCGUACCGAGGUUGAUUAUUAAUUUCACUAAUGUGUUUUUGGGAGGAAAUGCCCGGUUUCGUUCUUCCCAUGCACUCUCGGGUCAUAAAACACGUUUAUUAAUCAAUUAUUUGAAAAAAGAAACACCAUCUGACUCUGGUCUUAAGGCCCGUUUCUCUCAUUUCAUUUUCAAAUGUUAAGUGACCAGAGAUCUGUCUUGUAUAAAACGUGAAUGCUUUUCUCUGAUGCCUGCAGAAUGUGAUCGUGCUUUAUGAUCGUGCUGCUGGUUGAAACACCACUCUUGUCCGACGUUUCCUUAAAUGUGUCCGAGAUGUUACCACGAAUAAGCUGAUGGACUGUUGCUGAUGGACAUCGUUGGGGUUGGGAAUGAUCCUGUUAGUGACUGACUUGUAUUUGCACUGGAACACUGAUUUGAGUAAAAUCAUAGUAAACUAUCCAGUUUAUUUUUGCAAGAG
Molecule: messenger RNA, 6561 nt
Organism: Gymnodraco acuticeps
Lineage: Eukaryota; Metazoa; Chordata; Actinopteri; Perciformes; Bathydraconidae
Gene: map3k9
Product: mitogen-activated protein kinase kinase kinase 9
Biological process (GO): protein phosphorylation
Molecular function (GO): JUN kinase kinase kinase activity; ATP binding; protein binding
Source: RefSeq, a predicted model, not a curated record